GCGGGGGACCCGCCACAUCCGGGCCCUGGAGCGCUGACGCCAUGCCGGUGCCCCUGGACGAGGCGGGCCCCGAGCCCCGGCUGAGCUGCACGCCCCUGCCCGUGCCGGCCUUCUUCCGCGAGGCCGAGGGCAGCUUCUCAGCCAAGAGGCCCCAGCGGGCGUCGGGCUACUCCCUCCUGUCCCGGCCGCGCCACAAAGUGCCCCCGACCGUGAGCCGUGUCUUCCCCGGCUGCCAGCCCCAGCCCUGGAGCCAGCCGCGGGCCCGCCUCGUGUGGUGCCGCGGGGGCCCUGGGCAGGCCGCGCCCCCGCUGUAUGACCCCGCCAAGCGGGAGUCUUUCUUCCGCCAGUGCUUCCAGGUGCUGGGCCACCUAGGCCGCGGCUCUUUUGGCGAGGUCUACAAGGUGCGGAGCCGAGCGGACGGGCGCUUGUACGCGGUGAAGCGGUCGGUGGAGCCCUUCCGGGGGGCGGCCGACCGGCACCGCAAACUGGCAGAGGCGCGGCGGCACGGGCGCGUGGGGCGCCACCCCAACUGCCUGGGCCUGGCACAGGCCUGGGAGGAGCGGGGCCAGCUCUACCUGCAGACGGAGCUGUGCCCGGGCAGCCUGCUGCAGCACUGCGAGGCCCGCGGGCAGCCCCCGCCUGAGCGCCGUGUCCGCGCCUGGCUCUGGGACCUGCUGCGGGCGCUGCAGCACUUGCGUGUCUGUGGCCUGGCCCACUUGGACGUCAAGCCGGCCAACGUCUUCCUCACUGCCCGCGGUGUCUGCAAGCUGGGCGACUUUGGCUUGGCCCUUGAGCUGGGCCAGGCCGAACUGGGCGAAGCGCAGGAGGGCGACCCCCGCUACAUGGCGCCCGAGCUGCUGCGUGGGGAUUACAGCCCCGCUGCUGACGUCUUCAGCCUGGGCAUGACCAUCCUGGAGGUCGCCUGCAACCUGGAGCUGCCCACGGGGGGUGAGGCCUGGCAGCAGCUGCGGCAGGGAUACUUGCCCCCUGAGUUCACAGCUGGCCUGUCACUGGAGCUGCAGGCCCUGUUGGCUGCCAUGCUGGAGCCUGACCCCCGGUUCCGCCCUUCAGCGGAGACCCUUCUGGAGUCUGACCUCAUGCGCUGCACGGGCCGCUGGCGCCGCCUCGCUCUGCUGGCUGAAGCUGGGCUGGAGUGGGGCACUGUGCUGCUCCAGGGGCUGAUGAGCUUGCUGUGGGGGGCCUGGCUGGCGCUGUGCAGUCUCCCCCACUGGCACCAGGGCCCCCCGACCACCCCGCCCUGCUCCCCGCUGCUCCCUGCCUACGGCAGCUUCUCUAGCGACUGGGAGGACGACGAGGACGAUGAAGGUGGGACGGGCAGCCUGGCCCUGGAGGUGUUCCAGUUGUCGGGGAGCUCUGGCAAUAGCUCCCUCCAGGACAGGGUCCCUGGUGCUCCCCGGCUCAGCUUGCCCCUCUCUCUGGGCAGCACCUCUACGCCCCAGCAGACCCCGGGCGGCAGGAAGCAGAGGUGAGUCCCCA
Messenger RNA from Alligator sinensis (Chinese alligator), 1497 nucleotides. It is a transcript of the gene PKMYT1, whose product is annotated as protein kinase, membrane associated tyrosine/threonine 1. The transcript has 7 exons. Lineage: Eukaryota; Metazoa; Chordata; Crocodylia; Alligatoridae. Bases 42 to 1490 code for a protein of 482 amino acids. The record is from RefSeq and is a predicted model, not a curated record. Gene Ontology annotation, biological process: protein phosphorylation. Gene Ontology annotation, molecular function: protein kinase activity; ATP binding.